Molecule: messenger RNA, 1786 nt
Organism: Labrus bergylta (ballan wrasse)
Lineage: Eukaryota; Metazoa; Chordata; Actinopteri; Labriformes; Labridae
Source: RefSeq, a predicted model, not a curated record
GCCAUGCAUUCUGUGCUGAUUCAGAGAAGUGCACUCAGUGUGCAGUGCUGUAUACUCCGUGUUACUUUCAGUUUUCUGCUGUUAAGAGACGUUGCAGUCACAGCAGUGAACAACGCGGAGCCGAAUGUUCGCGAAGCUCGGUCAGUGGGAGAUCAGGUGAUAGUUCAUCCAGUGGACUGUGUUUUAUCAGAGUGGAGUGCUUGGUCACGCUGCGACACCUGUCAGAAAAAAAGAUAUCGCUUUGCCAAACUGGAACAGCCGUCUCUGUUUGGAGGACAGCCGUGCAAUUUUCACGGCAGAGAGGAGGAGGCCUGUGACGUUUCAGCCCGCUACACCUGUGACAAUGUACCAAUAUGUGAGGGAUUUCUCUGCACCCAUACAGGCCGCUGUAUUCCCCGAACUCUGCAGUGUAGCGGUGAGGAUGACUGCGGGGAUAUGUCGGAUGAAGCAGGCUGUAACAAGGUUGCCAAGCCCUGCAGGCAGGAGGUGGAAGAGUAUUGGGGAAUUGAAAAUCUUGCCAAAGGGAUUAACAUCUUGAACAGUAACCUGGAGGGAGAGGUGCUUGAUAACAGAUACUACGCUGGCAGCUGCUUGCCGAACUACAUCCAGGACGUCAGAUUCAGGAAGCCAUACAACCUCCAACAGUACACUCUACAGACAAAAGGAUCGUAUGAUUUCAACCUGCAGUCGUUUGAAUCGUACUCUGACUACAUGGACUUCACCAUGAAGGAGCGCACGAUAAAAGUCACUGUUUCCUUUGGCUUUGCUAUUCCUGGCAUUGUAGAAUUUGGCUUCAAUCACCAUGAUUCCAAAUACACCAAGUCUGUCCAGAAGAUUCGCCGUGCUUCUGGCCGGACUAACAGCUUUGUGAGAGCAAAAGCAGAGCUGGAGUUGGCUCAGUACAUGUUGAAGUCAGAAGGUCUGAUGCUUCAUCCAGAGUUUCUGCAGCACCUGCGCUCCCUGCCUCAGUCCUACGUUUACGGGGAAUACAGGCAGAUCUAUAGAGACUAUGGCACUCAUUACAUCACAGAGGCCGCGCUGGGAGGAGACUAUGAGCACACCAUCAUCUUAAACAAAGAGAGGCUCGAAAAGACAGAUUAUUCCUUGGAAGACUACAAGCGCUGUACACAGUCAGGCCUUAAGGUUGGGGCCAACAUCUAUGGUGUUUAUGUGUCAGCUGGGAUUAGUGGUGGAUCCUGUAAUGGCCUGCUAAAUGAGAUGGGAGAGGACACGGUGAAUGGCAGCAUGGUGGAGGACUUUGUUGCUGUCGUAAAGGGAGGAAGCAGUCAAUCCAUCACUGCUUUGGUGUCUAAAAAACUUCCAACCCCUCAGCUGAUGGGGCUAUGGGGCGAGGGUGUGCGUUUUAACCCUGAUUUUAUUCGCACAACAACACGUCCGCUGUAUGAGCUGGUGACCUCCAGAGACUUCACCCAUCAUGCCACCAUGAAAAGGAACCUGAAGAGAGCGCUGUCUGAGUACCUGGCCGAGGCUGAUCCAUGUCGCUGUGCGCCAUGUCACAACAAUGGAGUGGCUGUGUUGAGAGGCACCAGGUGUGACUGUGUGUGUCCUGUUGGAUACAGCGGACGGGGCUGUGAGAUCACUCAGAGGCCAAAAGAUAUGGGCAUUGACGGCAGCUGGAGCUGCUGGGGUGCGUGGUCAUCCUGCAGUGGAGGAACAAAGAGCAGGAGUCGACAGUGUAACAACCCAGCACCCAGCAACGGAGGUCUGACCUGUCGAGGACUGCAGCAAGAGUCCACUGAAUGCUUUUGAUAUAACAGCCUGUCUG